CUAAGGGUUGUUUUUUCAAACAAAAUCGAUGGAGGAUACCUAAAAAUGACGACGAAACUUAUCAUUAUGGAUGAUUUGCGAUACAACGCAUUUCUGAAGGUUUAUUUGCGAGUAUUAGAGAAAGCUCAAAUUCCUUUAAAAAACGCGGCAAGGAAAAUUCAUCUGAUGGCUGGUUUACGAGUGUAUACAAAGUCGACUCGAUCCUGCAAAUUGCAAUACCAAACCUGCGAUAAGUUUAUUAAAUUGAAGGCCGUAGAUCUGCCAAAUGAUCUUUGCAUGAAACGGAAGAACCCCGACGACAUCGUCCCUGCACCAGUCAAAGCUCUGUACGCUCAACAAAAGACCAGGGUCUUCAGUUUGCUCUCAGAAAUGUAUCAGCAAGAAACCUGGAAACUCCGGUAUUUUGAUGACCUUACUUGUAAGUCAGUGUCGACAUUCAUCACUAAGUAUGUAUUAGAACAAUUAGAGGAUAAAAGCUAUACACAUGGACUUUAUGAUCGCGUGAGAACAUGGAUAUUCGAAUUCAAAUCUGUUAAAUUGUAUCCGUGUGUAGCAAACAUCACUUUAUCCCGUUCAUCGUCUUUCGAAUGAGUAAAAAAAAUAAAGCUCGUCGUAAACUUCGUUUAGAUGUUUGCCUGCCCGAGCCGGAAGACCACGCCGAGAAAGAAACUGACAACGUAACCAUCGCCGAGAAUGACGGUGACAAUGAGAUGGAGAACACGGGAAGCAAUCUUGAAACCUUAUCGAUCUCAUUACGUAGAAUGCAGAAAAACACUAAGAAGAAAGAAACUUCGAACACAAAAUCAAAGAAUACAGGAAAAAAUCAGAAAAAAACAAAGAAGGAAAAAAUAAAAAAGACUAAGACUAAGAAGAUCGACUCUAUAGGUCAGAAAACCGUUGAUGAUACGCAUCACUGCAGAAUACGGCAAGCUUAUGUCUACCUCAGAAGAAUCGACGACGAUUCAAUUGACAACGAGUUGGAUGACCACACUUCUCAAGAAUUCAUUGUUUCAAGAACGUUUGGCCGUGUCGAAGACCAUGGUGCAAUCCGAAACAAAUGACCAAGACAUGCAGGAUAAACCAGAUCAUCAAGAUGUAGCGCCACAAGGUAAUUCUGGUCAUGUUGAGGCCGUGGUGCAAUGCGAAAAAAAUGACCAAGAUAUGCAGGAUAAACCAGAUCAUCAAGAUGUAGCGCCGCAAGGUGAUUCUGGUGAAGUGGCCGUGGUGCAAUCCGGAACAAAUGCCCAAGACAUGCAGGAUAAAUCAAAUCAUCAAUAUAUAGCGCCACAAGGUGAUUCUGGUCAUGUUGAGGCCGUGAUGCAAUCCGGAACAAAUGAUCAAGACAUGCAGGAUAAACCAGAUCAUCAAAUAGUUAAGAAAGUACAGUGCAAUUUAACAUAAUCAAGA
This is a messenger RNA of Cotesia glomerata, 1407 nucleotides long. RefSeq lists its product as uncharacterized. The transcript has 2 exons. The coding region runs from base 901 to 1401 and encodes 166 amino acids. The record is from RefSeq and is a predicted model, not a curated record. NCBI's taxonomy places the organism in Eukaryota, Metazoa, Arthropoda, Insecta, Hymenoptera, Braconidae.